UUCAAAUUUUAAAUCUUUAUAGUAAAUUCAUGUAUAAUACAUGUAUUUUGUCAUGGUACAUUCGUAUUUCGUACUAUAAAAUAUUCAAGUGUUACUCCAUUGUCUGUAUUCAAUGAUUUAAGUCAUUUAAGAAAAUAUAUAGAUGUUUAAAAAACUAUAUUUGUGAUUCAUAUACCGCGUUUAAUGUUUGCUGUUUUCUAGUGUUGCUGCCAAACCCAGACAUUAAUCAUGUUGUUAUUAUUAUUAUAUACCUAAUAAAUUCAAGAAUAUAAAUUAAUAUACAAAUUUUUAUUUUUUGCCGGUUAUAUCUUGAUUUUAUUUUUAAAAUUUGAAGCAACGUACCCACAUAUCUUAAACUGUGUCUUUUUCAAUCAGUUCUACAUAUGUCUAGAUUUAUUUCUCAUGAUGGGAUACAGUUUUGUGUCAAAUACAUUGAUCAGUUGGAUAUGUGUAUCAUGUAUUAGUUCUACAUUAACAUUAAUAUGGCUACAUUAUGGAAAGAAAAGAACUAAAAAUUUUACCAAAGUACUGUUCUAUGACCCUACUAUCAAAUCAACCAAUUGUAACUGUCAAUAUUCAUUUAAUAUUGACUGUUUAUCUCCAAAUUGUUCAAGCGUUAAAACCAAAGAAAUCAUUUUGUGUUUGCGAAAAGCAAAAAAGUCAAUGGAUAUAUGUGUAUUUGCUAUUUCUAAUAAGUCCAUUGCAAAUGAGAUUGUUGCUGCCCAUAAACAAGGAAUAUCAAUUAGGAUUAUAGUUAGUAAUUGCAUUUUAGUAAAGUCAAAUGAAAUUAAAAUGUUUAUGAAAAAUGGCAUUAAAUUAAAAUACCAAGAAAACUAUUCUAAUAGUUAUAUGCAUAAUAAAUUUGCUAUUAUCGACUCUACAUGGUUAAUUCAUGGUUCCAUGAAUUGGACACAUCAAGCUACUUAUGGCAAUUGGGAAAAUGUUAUAAUAACAGAUUUACCAAGUUUGAUAAUUCCAUUUUCCAUAGGUUUUGAAAAAAUAUGGCAAAGAAAUAUUUUUAUUCCAUAAGAUAUGCUUAUUUUGAAUAUUAAAUCCGAGUUUAAUGUAAAUAAAACAUACUUUUUAUACUUAAUGUAUUAAAGAAGUUAAGUUUUUUAGUUUUUAAUUUUUUUGUAGUCAUAUUCGAAAAAUUGUACUAUCAAAUUUAAACAAAGCA
This is a messenger RNA of Rhopalosiphum maidis (corn leaf aphid), 1177 nucleotides long. RefSeq names its product mitochondrial cardiolipin hydrolase-like. The record is from RefSeq and is a predicted model, not a curated record. Gene Ontology annotation, cellular component: mitochondrion. Gene Ontology annotation, biological process: piRNA processing. Bases 403 to 1029 code for a protein of 208 amino acids. Gene Ontology annotation, molecular function: RNA endonuclease activity producing 5'-phosphomonoesters, hydrolytic mechanism. The transcript is spliced from 2 exons. Lineage: Eukaryota; Metazoa; Arthropoda; Insecta; Hemiptera; Aphididae.